Messenger RNA from Lasiosphaeria miniovina, 483 nucleotides. RefSeq lists its product as uncharacterized. Lineage: Eukaryota; Fungi; Ascomycota; Sordariomycetes; Sordariales; Lasiosphaeriaceae. The coding region runs from base 1 to 483 and encodes 160 amino acids. The record is from RefSeq and is a predicted model, not a curated record. The transcript is spliced from 4 exons.
AUGGUUGACGACGAGACACUCGAGAGACUGGCCAAGGCUUCAGACAACGCGUACCAAGAAAUGAAGUAUAUUGGGGACACAGACGCGGAAGCGAAGAUGAAGGCCGCGCUUAAGGCCAUAGAAACCAUGAUAGACCUGCUCGAGGUUUGUGAGAUAGACGAAAUCAUAAAAAAGGCCGCCAGAGCGAGAACCGUCAACGUUCGGGACUUCUUGGAACAUGUUGACGCGGACGGCCCCCUUGCCGAGUCCAGGAAGGAGCUCGUGGAGCUCAUGGAUAAAAUGGAGAAUCUUGUAAUGCAGAGUUGUUACUUUCGGGACGCAUUUCCGGAUCAUACCUACGUUGCCAAGGUCGCCAAGUUGCUGAGAAUGGUUCAAUCAACGACUCUAUUCUACAAGUGCGAAAGCGCUUAUUUUCCACUCUACGCGGGGAGCCUCGCGGCCCGCAUUCUCGCCAAGGCAGAUUCCCUGAGCCUCAUUGCCUAA